UCCACCGCUGCCACCACCACACCUUCCCCCUAACAGUGAAAGGAGAAUGGAGCCGAUGACAAUCGCUGCGGAUGGCGGGGACCACCCGGGGUCCACUGCGAGCUCAGGCUUGUCGGCUUCCCAGCGUCGGGCCGAACUGCGGCGGAGAAAGCUGCUCAUGAACUCAGAACAGCGUAUCAACCGGAUCAUGGGCUUUCACAGGCCCGGGAGCAGCACGGAAGAAGAAAGCCAAACAAAAUCAAAGCAGCUGGACAGUGAUAAACUGAACUCCCUCACCAUUCCUUCAGUUUCAAAGCGAGUAGUACUGGGUGAUUCAGUCACUACGGGAGCAACUGAUCAGUCAAGUAGUAUGGCCGAAGUAAAGGGAAUCCAACUGGGAGACAAACUGGACUCUUUCAUGAAACCCUCUGAGUGCACUAAUGAUGUCAACAUUGAGCUCCGGCAGCGAAACAGAGGGGACCCCACAGCGGACAAUGCCCAGAGGGAUUCUCGGCAUGGCUUAGAACAGUACCUCUCUAGAUUUGAAGAGGCAAUGAAGCUGAGGAAACAGCUCAUUAGUGAGAAACCCAAUCAAGAGGAUGGAAGUUCAACAGAAGAAUUUGACUCUUUCCGAAUAUUUAGAUUGGUGGGAUGUGCUCUUCUUGCCCUUGGAGUUAGGGCUUUUGUUUGCAAAUACUUGUCCAUAUUUGCUCCGUUUCUUACUUUACAGCUUGCAUACAUGGGACUAUACAAAUAUUUCCCCAAGGGUGAAAAGAAGACAAAGACAACAGUUCUAACUGCGGCACUUCUGUUAUCUGGAAUUCCUGCUGAAGUGAUAAAUCGAUCAAUGGAUACCUAUAGCAAAAUGGGCGAAGUCUUCACAGAUCUAUGUGUCUACUUUUUCACGUUUAUAUUUUGUCAUGAACUGAUUGAUUAUUGGGCAUCUGAAGUACCUUGA
Molecule: messenger RNA, 937 nt
Organism: Elephantulus edwardii (Cape elephant shrew)
Lineage: Eukaryota; Metazoa; Chordata; Mammalia; Macroscelidea; Macroscelididae
Gene: CAMLG
Product: calcium modulating ligand
Exons: 4
Coding region: 47-937 (296 amino acids)
Biological process (GO): tail-anchored membrane protein insertion into ER membrane
Cellular component (GO): GET complex
Source: RefSeq, a predicted model, not a curated record